CAACGAGGUGAGGCAAUACGUGAACGACCUCCCGCAGCGACUAACAUUUCCCUUGCAAAAUGGGGUGGUCCGUAUGCGUCUGGGAAAUCCGCUGCCCAUACCGGAUGUUGGUUAUGUUCGUGGUGGAUACAGAUGUGAUACAUGUUGUAUCUCCAAUAUUCAGGUAGCAUACCAAGCAAUGCUUUAUGACGACAUGGAUAAAGCAGGUGUUCGCAGUGCUGUACAUUUUCGGAAUUUAGCAAAUCGCGUCGGCUUUGAUAUGUGUGUGGCUUGUGCCGUAUAUUUUUAUCGUGACGCGGUCUUGAGAUUAUCGCAGUUUCUUGGGGAUCACUCUAGAACAUUUCGGGUGUGUCCUGAUGCGGAUGUUCAGUUGCACUCAUUUUCAACUGAGGGCAAUGUGGUCAAAUUCACCGUCUCCAUUUUACCUUGGGGAGCGCGGCCCAUUGUGUGGAUAGCUGAUAAGGAAGAAUAUAAUCCACCUGCUGCCUGGCGUUCGGCGGUGAAAAUUGAGAGCUGUAAUCAGUACGAUCCCUCUCGAAGGAAUGGCGGUAGUGAUGACGAUCAAUGCGCUAUUUGUCUACAGCUACUGGCCAAUGGAACGCCUGUUUUGGAGACACCUUGUAAACAUUGUUUCCAUGUAGAUUGCGUUCAAGAAAUGCGUAGUAUGAUGGACGAUGAAUGCCCAUUCUGUCGUCGAGAAAAUGUUUUCACUAGUUGCGUUAAUUUGACAGGUCAGUUGAACAUGUACAAGGUGCAGGUUGACCUUCCGAAUGAAGCUAAAGAAAUUGUUUUGGCCGUGGGCUCGUUAUUGACGUCCGACGGCGAAUACAAUAACCCCACUAACAUUGCGGCCUGUAGAUCUAUUCUUGUCAGGCAUUCCUGCAUCAUGGAUUUUGAGGCGGAAGGGGAAAGAAACUCUCCUGUUAGUUAG
Trypanosoma cruzi is the source of this 931-nucleotide messenger RNA. RefSeq lists its product as uncharacterized. The transcript has a single exon. The annotation marks the transcript as partial. The record is from RefSeq and is a predicted model, not a curated record. Lineage: Eukaryota; Euglenozoa; Kinetoplastea; Trypanosomatida; Trypanosomatidae.